GUUCUUACUGCUUUCAUUAAACUGAUCACUUGAUGUUAGAUCACUAGUUCAUCACCUAGUUAACCGCUUAGGAUGAUAACUUGACAUGUAAUUGAAUGAGCUUAGUAUCCCUAAUCAGCGAAAGUAGAUAUUAGGGUGGUAAGUGAACUGAUCGGACCUGUUCUCUAAAGCUUGCAAUCGAUCCUCAUCCCAACGACAGUUAGGUGGUGAGAUCGAUCUGCAAAGCGAUCACUGCCACGACAGUGGAGUGUUCCAGCUUAGUGAUCCGAGUUCUAGAAAGCACUUCAUCGCGCUUGAAUAAUUGUUUGGCUCCAAUUCAACACCCAAUGAAAUACCCUAGGCUAGCUCUUGUUUAAUUGAAUCAAUCUCGUGUUUAUUUUGCUUGUUUACUAUCGCCUAUUUCAACCAAAUCAUAUCUUCUUCUUAGCUUGAUUCUGAAACUUAUAGAACUAGAGUGUAGACUGGUCCUCUGGAUUUGAAUCUCAAGUACUACAAUUGCAACUGUUAACUUGGCAGUAGCAAGGAUUCAUUUUUAGUGUAUCAACUAUGCAAGCAGAGCCGCCUAGAUGAGGCUACACAAAUGUUUGAUUCGAUGGGUAGCAAGAGCUUCUCUCCAAACGUAGUGACCUUUACUACACUCAUUAAUGGCUACUGUAAGGCAGGAAGGGUUGAUGAUGGGCUGGAGCUUUUCUGCGAGAUGGGUCGAAGAGGGAUAGUUGCUAAUGCAAUUACUUACAUCACUUUGAUUCAUGGUUUUCGUGAAGUGGGUAAUAUUAAUGGGGCUCUAGACAUUUUCCAGGAGAUGAUUUCAAGGGGUGUGUAUCAUGAUACCAUUACCAUCUGCAAUAUGCUGACUGGUUUAUGGAGUAAAGAGGAACUAAAAAGGGCACUGGCAAUGCUUGAGGAUCUGCAGAUGAGUAUGGAUCAUCAUUUGGGGGAUGAGUGAUCGACGAUUCUCUACUGUUUGCAGCAGAGCUUCAAUGUCAUUUUGUUUUUGCUGCUGGUCAUGUAUACCCUACUAAUGUUUGAUCAAAUCGUUGAUAUAGGGAAAAUUGUGUGGUCAGUGAGCUGUUUUGCUGCUAUUCUAUUGAACUGCCUUUUAUGCGUCUAUUGUCUGAGUUUAAUAAAUUUAACCAUUUCCAAUUAAGUUAUAUACACUUGUUCACGCAAUAUUAUUGGUCUGAACCAGUGUUUUGAAACCCGA
Messenger RNA from Raphanus sativus (radish), 1204 nucleotides. Its product is annotated as pentatricopeptide repeat-containing protein At1g64100. The coding region runs from base 581 to 946 and encodes 121 amino acids. The transcript is spliced from 2 exons. NCBI's taxonomy places the organism in Eukaryota, Viridiplantae, Streptophyta, Magnoliopsida, Brassicales, Brassicaceae. The record is from RefSeq and is a predicted model, not a curated record. Gene Ontology annotation, molecular function: protein binding.